GUUAUUCUUUCCCCUGGCAUAGCGAGCAGUGGACGUCCUCGGUGCGAGCGCUUUUUCCCGUGCGAAACAGAAUUAGAAAAGCGUGUGGUGUGGUGGUAGUAGGGGGUGAAUAGUGGAAAACUACGACGUAAUUUCCGUCACCCAAAACUCUCGUCUAUGCUUCCCCGCGAAAAGGUAAACAAAAGUGAUGUCACAAAGCGCUCGCAAAGUGCAGAACUUCUCGCGAACCAAUCAAUAGCCCUUUUUUCCCGUCGCUCUUUUGUUGCUGCGCUUUUUAUGCAACUAACCUCCCCCGAGUGAAUGGUUUAAAAAAUUGUUUAAAAAAUUGUAAUUCAACAAAAACUUUGUGUUCGUUUUUGUGAGUGCAGGCCAGUGUCCCAGGCAUGGGAAAGUGAAAGGAAAUCGCGCUCCUCCGACGGGCCAUCAUCACGCGUUAUUAUUAGAACGGCGGAAAUAGUGGAAGUACAAACAGAUGAUACACGCAUCUGGUUGUGGAUCUGUGUGAAUUUAGCAAAGCAUAGGGAAAGCCCGUGCUCGGGCAUCGUGUUUCGUGAAAAAUAGCCGUGAAACAUUAUUUUCUCAACCCCAGUGCAUUGGUGUUUGUGUGCGUUUGACCCGUAGAUUGACCAUUGGAACGCGAUCGCAUGAUCUGUGGUUGCUAUCGUCGUUCCGGCGGACGCCCCACAUCCCUGGCGAAAGGAGUGAAUCGCUGCAAUUAACACAUGCCCAGAGUGACGAGAAGAACGGCGUUCUCAGCUUGAAAUGAAGUGUGCACACUGGUGGAACGUCGGAUGAAACGCUAGACAGUGAUAUAGAAGUGAUCAUUCCAAAACAGGGAUAGAGCUCUUAGUUUUACUAGCACAAGCACAGUUUGCUUUCCCAUUAACGAUCAUCCCUCCCCCCCCUCACCUUCAACCCCAUUAAAACAACGCCCAUUCCCGCGUGAGACCCUACAACGAUGGGCAACGUGCUGAACAAGCUGGGCAGCGUGUCGCAAUCGGUGCGCGGCCGGAAACGCAAGCGCGAAGACGAAAGCGCAGACGAGAGUGGUGAUGGAAGUGAUCUGCUGGAUAAAUCACUGCAAACACCGAAACGGAAAAAGCUAGUUUCCACGGCAAAGUACAUCUAUCAGGCCCUGUUCAAGGAGGAACGCAACUCAGACAUUACGGUGCACGCGCUCGGGAAGCAGUGGCACCUGCACAAGGUGUACCUGAGCCAGAGCCCGUACUUUGCCAGCAUGUUCAAUGGGUCGUGGCGCGAGGCGGACGAGGACUACGUGCAUAUCGAGAUUAUUGAUCCGAAAAUAACGAUCGAAUCGCUGUACUCGGUGUUUGGGUCGCUGUACAUGGAUGAGGUCGUGCUGGAACCGAAGGUGAUUGUGUCUACGCUGGCAACGGCCACCCUGUUUCAGCUGGACAGUCUGAUCGAUCGGUGUGCGGAGGUGAUGGUGGAAACGACAAAUGCGGAGACCGCAGUCCUCUACUACGAAGCUGCCUGCGAGUACGGCGUGAAGAUGGUCAAACAGUCCACGUUCGGCUGGUUGCUGGUGAAUCUGCUCAGCUUCUAUCACCGUGCCCCGAAAUGGCUCCGGCUAAUCAGCUUCGAACUGAUGGAACAACUCGUCUCCAGUGCCGACCUGUACGUGGUCCAAACCGAGUUCACCGUCUACACGCUGCUCCGCUACUGGAUGGCGCUAAAACUCUUCCCCGACGAAUCAACAACGGACGGCGUGGAACACCCGAAAGAACGAUACUUUGCCGAACGCACCAGCUCCGUACCGUUCCUGGCCACCCCCGAGGGCGUCCCGUACGAACGUGUCUUCCGCGCGCUGCGACUGCACAACCUCCUGAACCAUCACGUCGACAUUCGCGUCCUGCGGCAGGACAACAUCAUUCCGAUCGAAUGGCUCCACAAGCCGCUAAUGCAGCAGUGGACGAACGUGCUAACGAUUGACCAGUCGCUGGACAAACCGAUCGCCUGCGAGGAUCGCGUCUUCCUCGAAUCGUGCAUCCGGUGCGGCCGCAUACUGAACGAGAACGUGCUGCACAAGUGGCGCUGGACCGGGUUCCACUUUGGGCUGGAUCUGCUGCUCUCGUCCGACACGCGCUCGCUGCGCAUCCGCCGCCACCAUCGGACGGAGAACGAGCGGCUGCUAAGCUUGCGGGUGGCGCGCCAGUUUCUGGUGCGCGUUUCGCUUGCCUCGCUGAACGAGCUGCGCCAGAUCAAGCACCAGCAAACGUCCCCGAUCCUGUCGAUAUCGCUCGAGAAGAACGAGGAAACGCAGCUGGUGGUGUUCGAUCGGGAGCUCACCUUUCCGCUGCUGGUGUCCGUCAACAUGAUGCUGGUGGCACCGCCGGAAGAGGCGAUAGCUGCUGCCGCAGCCAGUGGGAAGGGUGCGGAAUCGAAGGAAAGGGAACAAGCAAUGGCAGCAGCAGCAGCAACGACACCACAAGCGAGUGAACGUUCGCCGAAUCAAUCGGUAGAGGGGACCGGUGGCAAUGGGCCGGUGGAAUCACUUGACGGUGGUUCGUCUGCCUCGUCCUCGAAUCGGAUGCUCGCCAACGAGUCCUGAUUGCAGGUGCUGGUGCGGUGAUCCAACCACCCAACAACGCCCAACGGUUGUGUUCGGUAAAUCGCACAAGAAACCAUCUUGGUGGCAAUAUGGCGUAAGUGUACUUAGCGUAACAGGUUCGAUCGACUAAGAGGGAGAGAAAGAGAGCGAUGGGGGGAAAGUGUGCCAUUCGGUCGCCAUUUUUUUGGAGACCGAAGAAUCAAGAGAGAAGAGGUUUAUUUUUUGAACUCAGAUUAUUUUUCUUUACUAGAUUUUAGUAGUAUAUGUGUACAGGCAGAGGAGGGUAGAAAGGCGAAACGUUUUGUACUGGCAAAUUGGAAUACGAUAGGAAUUAGCUUUACAAGAAUCGAGUCUGUUGCGCGUUUGAAAGCGAGAGAGGAAUUUGGAAAGGAAAUUAAAGUAGAAUUGGAAUUAUUGUGUCUUGCUAAGGUUGUUCUGCCCCGGCGGGGGAGGGCGCGCUGCUACCACUUUUGUUGUAGGGCGCUAUUUAAAUACGUCGCAGGAUAAGAAAUAACCGAUCAUGCCCCACAAUCGGUCCGCGGGAGGUAAGGUGCACCGUUAUCGUGCCACUUUUGCAGCCAUUUAUUAGGGAAGAGACGCUGUAUUUUUCUGUAGUUGCUAUAUUUUACAAGCGAAAAUAAUUCAAUAACCAACUUCACAUUAUAAUAUUUAACUAAGGUUGUUAACAAAGCGCAAAAUACCAGAGUGUAAGGCAGGACAAGAGUAUAGUGUUAUUAAAAACUGGACGUCCGUUCUUUACCCUCUCAACCGUCGCGUUCGCUCCAAUCUUCUUCGUGCGUGUUUAGGUGCGCUUAAUCAUUAGAUGAUAGUGAUAAGAAGGGGGGAGGGGGUGCAAUAAUUCUCCCCUCUUUUUCUAAUACUAUACGACAGGGCAGUAUACAGCAGCAGCAUUCCGGAAAGAUGUUGGCUCGUAACAAAAAACAAGCGGAAUAAAAACGUAUAAAUUAAGUGCAAUGGCAAAACUGAAA
This is a messenger RNA of Anopheles arabiensis, 3561 nucleotides long. Its product is annotated as protein germ cell-less. The coding region runs from base 959 to 2572 and encodes 537 amino acids. The record is from RefSeq and is a predicted model, not a curated record. Gene Ontology annotation, biological process: germ cell development. Gene Ontology annotation, molecular function: protein binding. Lineage: Eukaryota; Metazoa; Arthropoda; Insecta; Diptera; Culicidae. The transcript is spliced from 4 exons.